Messenger RNA from Medicago truncatula (barrel medic), 864 nucleotides. RefSeq names its product non-specific lipid transfer protein GPI-anchored 10. The transcript has 3 exons. NCBI's taxonomy places the organism in Eukaryota, Viridiplantae, Streptophyta, Magnoliopsida, Fabales, Fabaceae. The record is from RefSeq and is a predicted model, not a curated record. The coding region runs from base 58 to 630 and encodes 190 amino acids.
UUGCUAUUUAGACACAUUGCUAAACAUUUCUCUCUUCACACACUAUCACUCAACACAAUGGCUUCUCUUAUUCAUAGCAAUCUAGUUUCUCUCUUCUGUCACAUUUUUCUCUUGUUGAUAAUUUCUUAUCCACCCAACAUACUUUCCCAGCAACCAACCUCCUCAAGCCCUACAAUAGCUCCAUGCACAUCAAGCCUCCUUCCUCUCUUUCCCUGCAUGCCGUUCGUGCAAGGCGCGGUUAGCACUCCGGCCACCGGCUGUUGUAGCAACCUUGAGCAACUCUAUAGCCAAGAGCCACACUGUCUUUGCUUCUUGUUUAACAACACUACUUUUACCUCUUUCCCCAUCAAUAGGACACUUGCUCUACAGAUCCCAACUUUUUGUAACCUUCAUGUUGAUAAUUCAGUUUGUCCAGGUGUGAAAAUGCAUGUGCCUCCUUCAUCUUCACCAGAUUCUCAAGUUUCUUUUCAGACAAGGAACAACUCUACUGUUGCUGCUUCUCCACUAUUUUCAGUGCCACCAAGACCAAGCAUCAUUGGAUUUGGAUUAGGAAGAAGUGAAGCUAUUAACUUGAAUGCAAAGAAUGGAAUAAUUGUUAUCAUGGCUAUAACAAUAUUCAUGUUCAUAUGAGUGCCUUAAUACCAUAUCUACAACUUUAUAGUUUUAGUGAUAUUUCCCUCUUAGAAAUUAUAUUAGAUUGGUUGUGUUAUUUCCUUUUAGAGUUUGAGAGUGAAUUGUUUGUUUGUCUAUGUCUGUUUAUGUACUGUUAAAAAGUUGUUCCUUUAAUUGAAGUUGUUUUUGUAAUAUUUAGAUAAUUAUAAAACAUUCUGUUCUCUCAACUGUUUAAGGAUUAAGCCAAUUUCG